Molecule: messenger RNA, 875 nt
Organism: Amoebophrya sp. A120
Lineage: Eukaryota; Dinophyceae; Syndiniales; Amoebophryaceae
Source: the annotation of a GenBank genome assembly
AUGAAGGACAACUUUUUCUACUUGCGACUGACUUUACCGACAAAUUUAGUCCCGAGUUCGAACGUGACGCUUGUUUUACCCGAAACGCCGGUGUUGAGCAGCGGUGGUAGUACGACAGGUGGUGCUGGAACUACCUCGUUGAAGAAAAACUUCUACACCUGCAAAAACGUGUACCGUGUGGCGGAAGAUUUCCCUUUACUCAAUUUCACCAGACCGACCACUACCACCACAACGACCAGCCUGCUCCCAAGGGAAACCACUACCACCACGACAACCACAGUGCCGUUGGUCUCCAGUACUAGCUCUGCAUCAGACUUCGAAUUGAACCGGAGGUACCCGAGUUACAACGGGUUUUUCCGCGGGGGUAUCAAAUGCAAAAAUGUCUGGAUCUGGGAGGAUGGAACUUGUGAUGGUGCAUUUGGAAUCCAAAACAGUUUGUAUUGCUUGAGUAGCAAAGGAAGAAGUGUGAUCUUUGCUACGCGGAGAGGGCAUUUGUCAUGCGGGAUAGGCAUUAAGAACCCCUCAAAAGAUCUGUGAUGCUACGGCAUGCAUCACAGACAUCGUGGCUCGUGCAAAACUCUCAGAAUCUUCCAGACCCAGACACCUUUACGGUUGAUAGGGGGAUAUCCCACGGUCAAUUUUGACUACAAUGUAAACAACAACUGGGACUUUUCUGCCGGUGACAACCGGUGCGUGUUUCAACUGGAUACCGACGCGCGAUUUUACCAGUCGCAGCGGUUUUGGUUCUUGGUAUCGGUGGACAAUCCGGAUUACCCCUUGUCCAUUUACGACGUGGAAAACGAGUGGAAGUGGGAGUAUUCCGUUGUAGAUGAAGUAGAUGGCGGCACAAGCACUACUGGGACAGGAGCAGCGGG